Molecule: messenger RNA, 523 nt
Organism: Adelges cooleyi (spruce gall adelgid)
Lineage: Eukaryota; Metazoa; Arthropoda; Insecta; Hemiptera; Adelgidae
Exons: 4
Coding region: 41-523 (160 amino acids)
Biological process (GO): protein ubiquitination
Molecular function (GO): ubiquitin protein ligase activity
Source: RefSeq, a predicted model, not a curated record
CUUUAUUGUCAAGAUAUUUCACAGUGAAUAAACAAAAAAAAUGAUGUGGAAAAUUAUAUUACUGUUGCCGUGUUUUGACGUUUUAGUGAACGCUGGUCUACUUUCACCAUAUUUUACGGGUUCUUCAAGCCAGUCGAGCGAUUGUCAACCUGUGGAACAAACAGACCCAUACCCCAAUUUUGUAAAUUGGGUAAUUUCACUACACAGUACCGGUGCAAAUUGGACAUCUUUGGAUCGUGAACUUGACGUUGAGAAAAUAAAUAACGCAAGGGAGAAAUUGAAGUUAAGUAGGUGUCCACCUGGUGAUGUGGAAAGUCUUAUUACGAACAGUAAUUGGGAUAACUGGCCUACUGAAUUAAGAUCACCUCAGGAACCUUUCAUUAACGAAAGUUAUAUGAAUGGAUUGACAUUAAGAAGCAUUCCAGAACUAUCAGCAGUAGUCGCGACGGUUUCUGACAACCUAGGCAAAGGGCUGAAAUGGCCAGGAAUUUUAUUCUUUUUCAAGCAUACUACGCUUAUUUAA